ACAGCUUACAGGUUUUGCUCUUUUUGAAGGACUCUAGCAUUUUAUAAGUCUAUUUGAUUUCUAAUUAUAGUUAUAUGAUGUUCUGAGUGAAUAUUUCAUCGAAAAUGUCCUCGAACUGGAGAGAAACCUCAAAAUUAUCCUCAAAUGCCUCAUCUUCAUCUGAAGAAAUCGUCGAGGACUCAUUUGAAUUUGUUCGAAAAUCAAACAAACAUAAAAGAAUUAACGUUAUAUCGGACAGUGAAGAUGAAGAUACUCAAGAAGAUAUCGCAGAUACCGAUGAAAAUGCCGACGAGGAUGAUAGCGAUGAUACUGAUGAAGAUAUCGAUAAGAUUAAUAGAGUAGAUAGCGAUGAAAACAUCAAUGAAGAAGAUAGCGAUGAUACUAAUGAAGAUAUCGAUAAGAUUAAUAAAGUAGAUAGCGAUGAAAACAUCAAUGAAGAAGAUAGCGAUGAUACUAAUGAAGAUAUCGAUAAGAUUAAUAAAGUAGAUAGCGAUGAAAACAUCAAUGAAGAAGACAGUGAUGAAGCUGAGAAUGAAAUUGAAGAUAUCGAAGAAAAUCCCAUAGAGGCAUCCCUUCCAAUCAAAUUGCCUAAGGAGAAAUCCCUCGAACACGAUUUCAAAAACACAAGCAUAGAUAAAGAUUUUACUAAUUUGCACGAAUUUGACGGUUUAUCUAGUACUCGAAUUCAAUUUAACACCACCGAUAGUUAUGUUAUUAAAGAUGACUCUCCUGUUAAGCAACAAACCAAUGAACAUUCAGAAAGUUAUGUUAUCGAAUCGAGUAAUGACAAUAACAGUUUACAUACAAAAAGCGAUCUCAAAGUUAUCCAUUCAUCGGUGCCCGAUAAUAACGAAAUUGAUGAUGAUGAUGAAGAUGUUGUAAAAUUAGGCGCAAAUGAAGUUCAUGCGUUAUUAGCGAAGAAGCCAAUGAAGGAUAUCAGUAAUAUUUCUGCGGAAGAUACUGGCGAAGAGGUACAAGUCUUAGACAGUUUUAUUCAAGUGACGGAAUCCGAAUAUAAGGAUGAACUCGUUAAACUGCAGAAGAUAAAAGACGACAUACAGAGAAACAUUGCUCUAUUAAAAAACAUGAAUCUAUCUAUUCUCCCAGAUAAAGGCCUGUCUAUAAAAACCAGGCAAACCACGCUCGAACGAGCUCAAGCGGAGCAGGAGUCGAAGAUAAAAAAACUAAAAGUCGUAGCGAUCAAGAAGGAAUUGCCCCUCGUGCCUUGGACGCAAAUCGAAGCAGGCGCUAAAGUCGUACAGCCGAAAACAUUCGGAAAACAAGCCCUAGCGACUAUAAAUCUACAGCGACAACUAACCAUGGAUAGAUUGCAACAAUUACACGGCUCCAUAGAGAAUCGCCCCAAGGACACCGACCUCAUGGCGCCCCCCGAAGGACUAAAAGUCGAAUUGAUGGUGCACCAGAGGAGCGCCUUGUCUUGGUUGAUGUGGAGGGAAACGCAGAAACCGCCCGGUGGCAUACUGGCUGAUGAUAUGGGUCUCGGAAAAACCCUAACGAUGAUCUCGUUGAUACUAAAAAGCAGAGAACUCGGCGGAAAAGACACCCAUCACAGCGACAGUGGUGAAGAUAGCGACGAAAACGAUUGGAAGAAUCGACGGUCGAGCAAGAAAUACAAAGGGGGGACUCUGGUAGUGUGCCCGGCGAGUUUACUAAACCAAUGGUCCGAGGAGCUGGUUCGCAGGACCAAAAAAGGACUCUUAUCCUUCAACUUAUACCACGGCCCUAAAAGGGAAACUAAAUCUAAAACGCUCGCGAAAUACGAUGUAGUUUUCACCACUUAUGCGAUCGUUAGUAACGAAUUCGAAAAGAACGGGCCGGUAUUUAACGUGAAAUGGUCGAGGAUAAUCAUCGACGAGGCGCAUCAAAUUCGUAAUUACAAAUCGAAAACUUGCAAUGCCAUUUGCGAAUUGCAUUCCAAAUAUCGAUGGGCCCUGACCGGUACUCCUGUACACAACAAGGAAUUAGAUAUGUACUCGCAAUUGAAAUUCCUAAGGUGUACCCCGUUCGAUGAUUUAACUAUAUGGAAAAGAUGGAUCACCGACAAGUCGAAAGGAGGCUGCGAACGAUUGUGCACGGUGAUAUCCUCCAUUAUGCUGAGAAGAACGAAAGAGGAGUUGGCUAAAAUGAAACUGUUGAACGUUCUGCCGGAACGAACGUACGAAUUGAUCCCCGUACCGCUUGUUACGGAAGAACGGGGAGUUUACAGUAAAAUUUUGAUCUUCUCCAAAACGCUGUUCGCCCAAUUUCUCUACCAGCGGGCCGAGAGGAACCAAGGCGAGCGAUUCGAUCUCGACUCGAGACCUAACGAGGAGUAUUUCAAAAUGAGACAGAAGUUGCUCAGAUUGAACAAAUUGAAGGAUAUCAAACAGCACGAGAUCUUGGUGUUGCUUCUCAGAUUGAGGCAGAUUUGUAACCAUCCUUCGUUGAUAAUCAAUAUGUUGAGCGAAGAUAGCGACGUUAAUGUGUUGGGGGACGAUAUCGAUGAAUUGGAGGACAAAAUGGCGGGGCUUAACAUAUUAGACCAGCUACAAAAUUUGUCGUUAUCGGAUCAUCCGAAUCCAAACAAUUCGCAAGAAGAUAUCAAUCAAGGCGCGUCCUGUUUGAAAGAGGCCGCCAAUGCCAUAUUGAAACCAUCGGAUCCGAUUUUCGAAGCUACUCGAAUGAGUUCCAAGAUGAGCGUAUUAUUCAAACUAAUUAAAGAAAAACUUUUAAACAACGAAGAUAAAGCUGUAGUGGUGUCCCAAUGGCCCAGUUUUCUGCAAUUAAUCGCGUAUCAUUUAAAAGAAGAAAAUAUACCAUUUUGUCAGUUGGAUGGAAAAGUACCUGUACCCAAACGACAGGAAAUCAUUGAUCAGAUUAAUGACCCCAAAAAACCCGCUAAGAUCCUGUUAUUGUCUCUAACAGCUGGAGGCGUCGGUUUAAACUUGAUGGGAGCGAAUCAUUUAUUUAUUUUGGAUCUUCAUUGGAACCCGCAGAUGGAAAAUCAAGCUGUUGAUAGGGUUUAUAGAGUUGGGCAAAUGAAGCCUGUAUUUGUAUAUAAAUUAAUGGCUGCGGAAACCAUCGAAAAGGGGAUAUUCGAUCUUCAGAAGAAAAAAUUGAAUAUUGCAGAUAGCAUGUUAACAGGCUCGAAAUCCUUAGAUAAAAAUAAGCUUACCUUACAAGAUCUUAAACAAUUGUUUGAAAUGUGAUACUGUGA
Messenger RNA from Phyllotreta striolata, 3217 nucleotides. NCBI's taxonomy places the organism in Eukaryota, Metazoa, Arthropoda, Insecta, Coleoptera, Chrysomelidae. The record is from the annotation of a GenBank genome assembly.